Messenger RNA from Humulus lupulus (European hop), 1396 nucleotides. Its product is annotated as E3 ubiquitin-protein ligase RSL1-like. Gene Ontology annotation, cellular component: ubiquitin ligase complex; cytoplasm. Gene Ontology annotation, biological process: positive regulation of proteasomal ubiquitin-dependent protein catabolic process; ubiquitin-dependent protein catabolic process; protein polyubiquitination. NCBI's taxonomy places the organism in Eukaryota, Viridiplantae, Streptophyta, Magnoliopsida, Rosales, Cannabaceae. Gene Ontology annotation, molecular function: ubiquitin conjugating enzyme binding; ubiquitin protein ligase activity; zinc ion binding. The record is from RefSeq and is a predicted model, not a curated record. The transcript is spliced from 2 exons. Bases 205 to 1173 code for a protein of 322 amino acids.
CGAUUCAUGAGCUCCAAUCAGAUACGACCACUUCUCGGGCAAGUCUUGUGUUAGCCACUGUUUUCUUUUUCUCUCCACAAAAUCAGACUUUAAACUUUCCUUUUCUCAUAUCCAUUUUCAAAUAUAAUAUAAUAUUACACACUGAGAGAGACUGAGACUAGAAGAAGAAGACGAAGAACCAGAUUAUCUCGGAGAACGACAAAAAUGGCACAAGUAGCAACCUCCGCUAUCGACGUCGCCGUAGUUGACGAUUUUUACUUCUCCGCACUCUUCGACGAAGCUCCGGCGGAAGUUUUGCCAGUCUCCGACGCUAAGUACGCCGAGGAGUUACAGUUUCAGGAGGCACUCGUGUCGUCGGCCGAAGCGACCAGAAACCAAACGACGAUCGUUAAUCCGUCGUUUCCUUCUUCUUCUUCGUCUUCGGCGUCGUUUUUGAUGUCAUCGGCCACACCGUCGUCGAUGAUAGUCAAAGUUCAGAUACCGAUGAUCGGCGAAGAUGAGGAUGAGGAGGAAGAGAUCGGCCAAUCGUCGCAAGUCUACUGCGAAAUCUGCGCGGAGAGGAAACCGACGGACGAGAUCUUCCCCAACGCGAGUUGUUGCGCACACACGUACUGCUCCGAUUGCAUAGGGAGACACGUGGCGAGCAAAAUCCAGGAGAGCCUGACGGUGGUGGCGUGCCCUGGGUUGGAUUGCAGAGGCGUGCACGAACUGGAGAUCGAGUCGUGCAGGUCGAUUUUGCCGAGGGAGGUGGUGGAGAGUUGGGACGAGGCUCUGUGCCAAGCUCUGCUGAUGGAAUGCGAGAAGUUUUACUGUCCGUUCAAGGAUUGUUCGGCGGUUUUGGUGAGGGAAAUUGGGGAAGAAGAGGAGGUGAUAAUGGAGUCGGAGUGUCCGAUAUGCCAUAGACUGUUCUGCGCGCGGUGCAAUGUGGCGUGGCAUUCGGGGGUUGGGUGCGAGGAGUAUGAGAGAUUGAACGAAGACGAGAGAGGGCGUGAGGACUUGAUGGUGACGGAAAUGGCGAAUGAGAAGAAGUGGAAGAGGUGCCCUCGUUGUAAAUUCUAUGUUGAAAAAAUCGAUGGUUGUUUGCAUAUUUCUUGCAGGUGCAAUUACCAGUUUUGUUAUGGAUGUGGUUCAGAAUGGACUCAAACCCAUGAUGCUAGUUGUCAGAGAGGUUAAUUUGACUCAUGGUAAUGAGAAAGAAUAUCAUAAAUUAGCUUCUAAUAUCCAAAUUGUCAAUAGACAUGUUUGUUACCCUUUUCAACUACUUGUGAUAAGAUGCUUGGAAUUUGUAGAUUUGUCUCAAUUCAAACUUACAUUUACCCUUCCUCUUGUUAGAUUUUUAUAAAUUAAGUAAACAAAAUGUGUAUGUAUGUAUGUAUGUAUCUAUUCAUUUUCUCUC